This is a messenger RNA of Cryptomeria japonica (Japanese cedar), 847 nucleotides long. Its product is annotated as DNA-directed RNA polymerases II, IV and V subunit 9B. Gene Ontology annotation, cellular component: RNA polymerase II, core complex. The transcript is spliced from 5 exons. Gene Ontology annotation, biological process: maintenance of transcriptional fidelity during transcription elongation by RNA polymerase II; transcription-coupled nucleotide-excision repair; transcription initiation at RNA polymerase II promoter. The record is from RefSeq and is a predicted model, not a curated record. Lineage: Eukaryota; Viridiplantae; Streptophyta; Pinopsida; Cupressales; Cupressaceae. Gene Ontology annotation, molecular function: zinc ion binding; nucleic acid binding; DNA-directed RNA polymerase activity. Bases 129 to 473 code for a protein of 114 amino acids.
UCCCUUAAAUAUAUAUUCACCUCAUUUCAGUUGACGCAUUUAACAUUUUUAAAAUUGCCUCUGGAAAGCUCUACAAAACACAGCAAAGACCAGUUCGCAGGGAGUCUUGAUACCAACAAGCUGCAACCAUGAGUACCAUGAAAUUUUGUAGAGAAUGUAACAACAUACUGUACCCAAAGGAUGACAAGGAACAGAAGAUCUUGCUCUAUGCUUGUAGGAACUGUGAUCACCAGGAGCCUGCAGAAAACAAUUGUGUUUAUCGAAAUGAGAUACAUCAUGCAGCAGGUGAGCGUACACAGGUUUUGCAGGAUGUGGCUAGUGAUCCCACUCUUCCCCGCACUAAAACUGUACGGUGUGCUGCCUGCAAUCAUGGGGAGGCUGUAUUUUUCCAGGCGACUGCCAGAGGAGAAGAAGGCAUGACUCUGUUUUUUGUUUGUUGCAACCCUAACUGUGGUUAUCGAUGGAGAGAUUAAGCAUUUCUUGUAAUAACAAGAAUUGCAAGUCCAUAUCCAGGUGUAUAUACCUAACAAAAUGUUAUGCCACCUGUUUACCAAGCAAAACAUCCAUUUUGAGUGUCGGGUGUUUCUGUGGAUGACUCUGAUGGAAGUAGAUUCAAUGAUAUCGAGGAAACUGCUGUCUGACUAUGACGGUCUUACGUUAUGUCAGUACAGUCAAAAGGUGCACUGGCAUUGUAUUUAAGCAUAUUAGAGAUAGAUGAUAGCGACUGGCCAUGAUGUGAAUUACUGGUAAUCUUGAAGGGGGAAAACUUUACAUUCUGUACAAAAUACAUGAGCUUUUGAUGUUGCCUGUGAAUAUUGAAAUGAAUAGGUGUAUGGUGACUGUUUUA